AUGGAAACGAUGACAGAGGACCAGCCCGCGUCCAACGGUACCUUGAAGAUCUGCGCCCUGCCCACCGAGAUUGUUGAGUCGAUAGUCGGAUUUCUCAGCUCUGUUGAUGUGUGUCGCCUGAGGUCCAGCUGUCGCGCUUUCUACGGGAAGACGUUGUAUAAGUUUGGGAAAACCUGCCUAAGCACUGUUAAUACAGACCUGUCAUGUCGCAGCUUACAGCGUUUGUGGGAGCUUUCGCAAAACUCAGCUUUUCAUCACUAUGUUCGCGGAUUGAGAAUUUCUGCUGCGCCUGGCAGAAUGCUAGGUGAUGGCUUUUCUUGGAAUAGAGCUCCUGGAGGUGCUCUAGCUCCUCCCCAUCUUCAACUAGGUGCCCAAACCUUGCGUAACGCUCUUCAUGACCUGCCGAACUGUACUAGGUUCACUAUCUGCCUCGAGCAUCCGCAUCCCGAUAACUUCGACAUGUACCGCGGCAACCACCUAUGUUCGACUGAUGCAAUCGCCCUUAUCCUUGACUGCGUCGCCAACACAGGCCUCCUGGUGACUUCGUUCAACGUCGUUAAUAAGGCCUUUAGAUCACGGGGGACCUUUGAGAUGGAAAGCCCUCGUCUUUUCUUCCCCGACCUCUUUAGGCAGAAUUUCUUAGACGGCUGGGCUAAUGUGCGGGUACUUCGGCUUCAUCAUAGUAUGAAGGGUGAAGAUGUCAUCAACUGGGCCACCAAGAUCGUUAAAUCCUCUCGUGACCUGAAAAAGUUGGAUAUCAGGUUUGGGCUUGACAACGAAGCCGGAAAUACUAUACGUGCGCUUGCGGAGAGUGAAACCUUGCCUCCGAUUCGCGAUCUUUGUUUCUCUAGUUCUUCACGUCUUGGGGGUGCGGAUCUUCUCGCUUUGCUUCGCCGCUUUCGCGAUUCUCUUCAUACUCUCUGUCUUCAUGUAGACAUCCAGAGUGUCGAAUGGAGAGAAAUCAUCACAGCCCUAAAAGAUGAAUUCCCGGGACUUUGCCAUGUGAACUUUUACCGACAUGGAUGCUACUUUCUCCCAAGUGUUCCUAUCAUUUCCCAUCUUGAAACCAGCCCAUUCGUUUACCGUGUCGAUCAGAGAGGCCUGCCCGUCAACUCUUCAUUUCCCAGCAUGUUGGCUGCUUUGGAAGCUCUCUUGAACAACCCCGAGUAUUUCUUCUACGGAGCGCUAUGGUGA
Messenger RNA from Aspergillus affinis, 1194 nucleotides. RefSeq names its product F-box protein. The record is from RefSeq and is a predicted model, not a curated record. NCBI's taxonomy places the organism in Eukaryota, Fungi, Ascomycota, Eurotiomycetes, Eurotiales, Aspergillaceae. The transcript has 2 exons. Gene Ontology annotation, molecular function: protein binding. The coding region runs from base 1 to 1194 and encodes 397 amino acids.